This is a messenger RNA of Cornus florida, 472 nucleotides long. Its product is annotated as ribonuclease III domain-containing protein RNC1, chloroplastic. Gene Ontology annotation, biological process: RNA processing. The transcript has a single exon. The record is from RefSeq and is a predicted model, not a curated record. Lineage: Eukaryota; Viridiplantae; Streptophyta; Magnoliopsida; Cornales; Cornaceae. Gene Ontology annotation, molecular function: ribonuclease III activity.
CUUGUGAUGGCUGAGAGGUUGCUAAUGAAGCAUCUAGAUGCUCCCGGGAGAUGGUUACUGGAGAAGCACCGCCGACUUCUGAUGAACAAGUUCUGAGGGAAGUAUCUGAGGGAAAAGAAUCUCCACCGCUAUAUCAUCUACAGCGAGGAGGUUCAAGACGCAUUUGAGCACAAUCGAAGAUUGAGGAACCCGGCCACAACUUCUGUUCAAGAAGCCAUUCAUGGACUCUCAUACACUAUAUACGGGAAGCCAGAUGUAAGACGUCUAAUGUUUGAGCUUUUCGACUUUGAACAGAUCCAACCUAAAGCUGUAUGAAGACAAGAAAGACUAAUUGGAAUACUACAUGACAAGGGCAAGUCCAGUCUUCCUUCAAGACCAACUAUUAGUAGCAGGAUUUUUUCCCCAUUAUUGUUAGUACAGCAAAUGCAAUGCACCGAAGGAAAUGCAAUGUACAAAACAAAUUUUUUUAUUU